This is a messenger RNA of Akanthomyces muscarius, 927 nucleotides long. RefSeq lists its product as uncharacterized. NCBI's taxonomy places the organism in Eukaryota, Fungi, Ascomycota, Sordariomycetes, Hypocreales, Cordycipitaceae. The record is from RefSeq and is a predicted model, not a curated record. The transcript has 2 exons. Bases 1 to 927 code for a protein of 308 amino acids.
AUGGAAGCAUACUACGACUUCUUCACCCAGAUCAUGCCGAAUCACAGCAUCCCCUGGCCUGUUCUAUUUGAGUCCAAAGAACAAUGCCCUCUUGGAACGACUUCGAGCAACAACUCACUCGGCGCUGCGGACGCCUUUGGCAAGUGUAUUGACCUUGCCUGUCAAGAAAAUACCUCGCCAUUGCAAAAAGACAUGACGGACUCUACGGGUCAUACUCUGGGCGUCUGCCAGUUCGAGUUGCUCGGCUCUGAUAAACCGGAACACUGGAAAUAUUGGUUUAGGCUGCCGCAACCCUACCUCCAGACUCAGGGCAUCAAGGACAAGCAUAAUGUCAUCGAAGCAAUUGUUACCAGCUAUCAAAGAUGCUGCAAGCAAGCCGCCGAGAGCACUGCGGAACCUUUACGAUUUUGCCAAUCCAUCUCCGCAAGCAGUGCGUAUUCCUUUGCUCUCUUAAAAGUUGAUUGGCAACAGGUAACGCAGUUUCGGCCCCUUCGCGGUUUUGCUUCGACAAGGUCCAGCACAAAAUUCGAGAACCUAAAAGUUGCGAGUAUAUCGGCGGCAAGGCCUCAACUGGCCGUUUCUGCUUUUGGUCAUUGGAUUCAGCAUAACCGGCCUCUGAUAUCAAGAUACUUGGGAAACAAUCUUGACAAAAUGUUACGUCUUACCAAAAGCGUCAAUGGCGUUCUUGGUCUGCGGCUCUCGUAUCAACAAGGUCUGCGAAACGGUUUCGAUAGCCUCGGAGACUUGUGCCACCGAACAACUCGAGCCAUUUCGAUUCCGACCAUCAGUGCCAAUAGGCUAUUGCCUCAAAAGAGCGUUUGGAGCUUCCGAAAGCGUGUGACGACUUCCAACGAACCCAGUCCAGCCGAGCAUACUACGGCACCGGCGUUGACAUUCCUUCGUGGACCUCGUCAGGCACCAGAGUAG